ACCAAACAAUAUUUUCUCUUUUUGGCAACAAUCGAUGAUUUAAAAUGUUUUUUGUUUACAAAAAGUGAUGUGUGUUCAUGACGGAAGAUGUCGUGGUUUACGGAGAUAGCCGGAAAGGCGGAGGACUUGCUGAACAAGGUGGAUCAGACUGCGGCGACAGCCCUCCAGAACAAGACAAAGACCCAUUCCUAUAGCCAGAACAAUCUGUAUUAUCCAUCUGCAGGUGACAGAGAACCAGGCCACUCCUCAGCCCUCUCAUAUUCUCCUUCUCGAAGAAUCCCCACUUCUCCUCCUCGCCCUCUGGGGGCCACAAAGACCUACGUCUCUGCAUCAACAACACCAGGAAAGAAACCAGAAAGUGACGAUGAGAAGCUCCUCAGGUAUUUGAACUGCGCUGAAGCCCUCCCCCCUCCAGAAAGCAAACCCAGAAUGAAGGAAAGUGUGAAUAAAGUAGCGGACGAUGUUCCUGUGAGUUUCGUUGAAGAGAUGGUGUCUAUCGACACUGAAGCCAUUGAACAAAAACCUCAUCAGAUUCCUAAAAAAGAGGAUAAAACUUCUGAUAUAGUUACACAACAGGUAGCAGAUGACGGAUUGCAAAAACCUCUAGUAGACACUUUGGAUCACGCACCUUCUCAGGAUAUUCUUCCAGAGUCCAAUGUUCCAGUCUCUGCUGAUGAUCAAGAUCUUCAACUGGCGCAGAAAAGGGCACAUCAUGCAGAAGCUGAAAUGAAAAGAAUGGUAAAAAAACUGGACCACUGGAAUUCGCAAAUCUCUGGCAAUGACAAGGUCGUUCGUGAGCUGAGGGAACGCGAGAAGGACAUGGCAGCAGCCAUGGAUGCCAAGGACUCCCAGCUGGCAAUCCUCAAAGUUCGACUGCAAGAAGCAGAUCAGGAGCUCUAUCUGAAGAGGAGUGUUAUCGAGGAGUUGAAAGCCGAAAAUGAAAGGUUGAUUCGAGAGCAUGCCGAAAGUGCCACUCUGCAGAACGGCACUCUCGGUGCUUUACAAGAUCAGUUGCAGCAGGUUGAAGCUGAGUUGAAUAAAGCAAAAGAUGCUCUGCAACAGUCCCAGAAUGAACACAUGCAGCAAAGAAGCAAAAUGGAAGAGGAACACAGACAUCUCGUCGAUAGUUAUUCUUCCUUACAGAAAAAGUGGAAUGAUAUGAACGAGAGGAACAAAGAAUUAGUGUCUCAGUUGAAAAGUGCCAAUGGAAAUUUUGACACCCUGCAGCAAGAGUACAAUGAUUACAAACAGAAAGCUCAGAGAAUCCUUCAGUCCAAGGAGAAGCUCAUUAGCAGCCUGAAAGAUGGGAACUAUGACCUUGAGAGUGCAGAAUCUUCUUCCGCGGUGUCGAAUGCGGAGGUGGAGGUGGUGAAGCAGGAGAGGGAUCUCUUGAGGGAAGAGUUGAGGCGGGCCAAUGAGCUCACAGACACCUACCGCUCGGAGAUUCAGGAGCUGGAAAAGAUCUCCCAGAAUGAACUCGCCUCUGCUGAGCAGAGGUGCAGGCUGCUCAAGGAGCAGCUGGAAAUGGAGAAAGUGCUCAAGGAAGAGCUGCAAGGGGUGAACAAUCAGUUUAAGGAGGAAGUUCAGCUUUUAAAAGAAGACUUAACGAGGACCAAAACCACUUUCCAAAGUCGCUUACAAGAUCGUGAAAUUGAGAUAGAAAAACUCAGGCGACAGUUGACAGCAAAAUCUUUGAGCACAGUAAGCCAAGAUGAACUGGAGUCCCGACUCCAUGCCCUGACAGAAAACCUGAUCCAGAAACAGACUGUCGUAGAAGCCCUGAGCACUGAAAAGAACUCCCUGGUAUUGCAGUUGGAAAGAAUGGAGCAACAAUUAAGAGAAGCGCAGAACUAUGGAUUUCAUCAACACACCUAUGUGGGAAUGAACAACAAUGAGUCAGACAGGAAAGCCAAGGCAGUGUUUCUGGAAAAUCCAUUUGACAGUGCAUUGACAAGGAGAGUUAAAAGAGUCUACGGAAGCAUAGAUUCACUCAGUAUACGGUUAGGAGUUUUUUUCCGGAGGUAUCCCAUUUCAAGAGUGUUUGUUUUUGUUUAUAUGUUACUCCUCCACUUCUGGGUGAUGGUUGUGCUCCUGACGUAUGAACCAGAGAUCCAUCACUCAUCCCCAGGAAACGUGAACCGGAGAUGAAAUGCUGCAUUAUAUUUAUUAUUUGUUAGCUUUUUAGAUUGUUUAUUAUUAAAGAUGUUAUUUUUUGCAAA
This is a messenger RNA of Uloborus diversus, 2219 nucleotides long. Its product is annotated as golgin subfamily A member 5-like. Gene Ontology annotation, biological process: Golgi organization; retrograde transport, vesicle recycling within Golgi. Bases 88 to 2148 code for a protein of 686 amino acids. Lineage: Eukaryota; Metazoa; Arthropoda; Arachnida; Araneae; Uloboridae. The transcript has 14 exons. The record is from RefSeq and is a predicted model, not a curated record. Gene Ontology annotation, cellular component: Golgi membrane; Golgi cisterna.